AUCGGCGCGAGCGCAAGUGAGAGUUGGUUGGUUAUACAGGGGGGGUCCCCGCUCUGUCGGGUCGCGUGCUCCAGGCCGGGAUUCCAGAGACAAUGCAGAAACCAGCGCUACAGAACAUUCAGAAUGUUACCCUGAGCCUCACCCUGCCCAUCUCGUGUCAGAUCUGCUUGGGGAAGGUUCGUCAACCAGUCAUCUGUUCGAACAACCAUGUUUUCUGUUUCAUGUGUAUGCGGUCUUGGCUGAAAAACAGUACCCAGUGCCCAACUUGUAGAAUUCCAAUCACAUCUGAAAACCCUUUCAAGGAAGUGCUCGGUGGAACAGAUGGAACAGAAAAUUGUGACAGUCCAUCAGUUAAGCGACACCUUCGAAAAACCAGGCUGGAUCUACUACAUAGAGAAUAUGAGGAGGAAAUUGAAUCCCUGCAGAAAGAAAUUGAAGAUCUUCGUGGCAAAAACCUGAGCCUGGAAUCGCAGCUACAAGCUGUCUUUGAUAUGAGAACACUGCCACCUUCUAACAAAGCCGAUAACCAAAAGCAAAGCCCAACUGAACAGGACAGCGUACCUGACUUAAUCAGUCCGCAGGAAUGGAGGGCCAAGUUAAAAGCCGCUACAGAAAUCUAUGAGAAAACGAAAGUAGACUUGGAUAAACUUAAAGAAGCAAAUCGAAAGCUUCGUGUUCAAAAUGGUGAUCUUGUGAGAGAGAAUUUGCAUCUGAAGGCUGAGAUUGACAGCCGAUCUCCACAAAAAUUUGGACGGUUCACAGUGGCUGCUCUUCAGUCGAAGGUGGAACAGUAUGAACGUGAGAUGAGUCGUCUAAAAAGGGCUUUGGAGCGGAGUGACAAGUACAUCGAAGAUAUGGAGCUCCAGAUUGAACAACUGAAGGGAAAGAGGGAGGAGAAGGAGAACGAGGUUGGGAAAUUUAGUCCAGAAUUACCAUCUACUUCACUGCUUGGUGGAGAAAAUAGAAGCAGUAGAGAACUGUGGAAGUGUUCUGAUGAUACCAAGGAGAACAGGAUCAUAGCCAUGAGAAGAAGCCUCACAAAUAUCGAGCAGCCAUUAGUUAACCAGUUAGAUGGUGUCAUGUCAACUGCUUUUAAUAUGGCUUAUCAGCAAAAUUUACGUGGAACAAUGACAAAUUUUGCUCCAGUGAACAGGGUCCUGGCUGAUAAUGGACUUCUAACCACUGCUCCUGUUGAGGAUGAUGCUUUGUGUUUGUCCCAGAGAAGUAAUAAGAAGGAAGAUGGGCAUUCUGCAGCUGCAGAUGAGAGUGAGGUACAGUUUGAACUUCCUAGUCCUUGUACUCCAUCGACAUCACUUGGUGCUCUCCACCUUCAGAGUACAGAUGACGAAGUAAGUCCCCUGAUGAAAAGGAGACAUGAAAGAAAGAAGUCGACUCACUUAAGAAAGCUUUGUUUUGAUGAUGCUCAUUUGAGAAAUGUGUGUUCUGAAGAGCAAAAAGUAUCGCAGCCAAAGGUUGACUGCAACAUUGUACAGAGUACAGAGUUCUCCUCCAAUAGCCUGAUGUUUUGGGAUACGUGUCAAUCUCAUUCAACUGAAAGUAUCCAUAAAGGCACUCAAAAGAAGAGCUUACAGACUUCUCACGGUGAAGAAGUACUCUUGGACAAAGCAAAGAACAAAGUGCCAUAUUUAACCAGUAGCCCAGGUAUUAAUGAAACUUGUUUUCCUCAAUGCGGCAAUGUACGCUCAAGAACAUCCAGUGAGACCUCAAUGGAUGCAGCUUACCGGGAAAAGAUAUCUGAGCUGGACUUCAUGUUGGAUGAGUCGGAGAACAUCCAAAAUCCUCAGUCCUCUCUGCAAUCUGAAGACCACUCUGACCUUGACCUCUCUUUAACAGCGGAACUGGCACAGUGCACUGAACUUUUGAAUGAAGCUGAGAAAAGAUUAGAGCAGAAGAUACAACAGAAACAGCCGCGGGCUCCUCCCUCAGACACCAGGGAUAUGAUUGCAAAUACUGAAGGGCAAAGUCUGGUUCCAUUGCCCAUAGAGCCUCCUGUUGUUUUAAACAUUGCAGAAGAAUCAGUGUCUUCAGAAGAGAAAACAUCUUUUCAGAGUAGUUUUAGUUCCCCUUUUCUUUCAGUAUCGUCUGACCUAUCCAACUUGCAACAAAAUAAACUGUCGUUAUGGAACAGCUGUUUAACAUCUGAAAGUGAAAAAUCGCAGGAAGCAACCAAUAGGUGCCAGACUACUAAAAGAAAACCACAGUGUUGUGGCGAAGAGUUAUCCAGUCCAUCUAAAUCAUUAAGAAAAGACUUCUAAAUCGAAACUCUUGCUACAGUUAAAUUUAUUUUUCUCUCUACAUUUUGAAACCAUCUAAUCAUCGUCAUAAUUUCUAUCCUUUUGUUCUAAGUCCAAUCUUAAGUAUCAUUUAGCACAGCUAAAAAGUACAGUGUAACAAAAGCCAGUGGGGACAGUAUUUUGGCUGCUGCAUUCAACCUCCCAUAUUUACUACUUGUUAAAUGGGCAGAGAAGUCCAUGUUUCUGGAGAGGGCAGAAGCAAAGUGCCUGGCCUUGUUUGUCAACCACACACUGCUGUGACUUGACUUUGUUCCUGAUGUCAUGUUUGUCUAACAAUAAAGAUACCUUGUUUUCGGUUUUUAGGGCGCCAAUAUGCAAGCAGAUCAGUCCCUUUUUCCUGUUGGUUUAGAAGUGGAAUACGAAUUAGUUAAAUAUAUGAAGGAAUUGGAAGGUUGUUGCAGUGAAUGCAAUUGAGGGAGAACAAAUGCAGUAGCAACAGCUUGGGUGAUGUACCUCAAAAAUAGCUGAGGAGAUAUAGAUGGACAUCUAAGUGAUUAAGAUGGCAUGUUUGUCCUUUAGCUCACUAUAGCUGCAAUGUAAAAUGAUGAGCAAAUGCUAAAGAUUGGUUGGGGGGAAAGGGUGGAGGAGAAUAAGCAUAUUAAUAAAUUUUUUGUGCUUGUUUUUUUGUAUUCAGCUCAUUAAUGGAGUUGGAAAGCUACCCACAGUAUCACUUCAAGUAUAAGUUACCAUUUUGUUAAAUUUGGUAAAGUUCUAAACAAAACUCUUUCAGAUGUAGCACCCAGUGGAGUUUGUUCUGAUUUGAGAUGUGUAGCAUUUGACAGUGCUUAAUUUGCACAUCACACUCACCAGUGUGCUUCAGAGAGUGUAAUUCUUAAAAAGCAGUAAACAUUUGGACCAUGAGGUGAAAUGAAGAGCAGCCCACUGUUGUAAUUAUGCUGUAGGCAUCCUUCAUGUGUGUAGUUUUCAACUUGAUAAUGAAUCAAAAAAUGUUAGCAUGUUAUGAACUUUUCAGUGGGUAACUUUAAUUGGUAAAGGAUGCCUCACAGAGCAAAGGACUUACUUUUGAGCAGUGAGAGAUUGAGGUUAGUUCAUCCUUCAGUCAGCCACAGGGAAGUGCUAUUGGUGACAGUUAAGGGUAUCUGUGACUCAUCUGCCGAUGAUAUGAUCAUGACUGUGCACCCAAGCAAAGGAAGGGGAGAGGAUGGUUUUCUGCAAUGUAAGGAGACUUCUUUUCAACAAAGUAGACUCUUUACAGCAGAGAACUUAGCAAGAGAUCACCUCUUUAUUCAUUUCUAUUUCCUUCAGUGAUAUACGAAUGAAUGUGUUGUGAUACAGUCUGCGUUUUAUUUUUUUUGAUUCAUCGUUUAAAUCAUCGUGAUAAAAUACUUGAGAGAAAAAAGAAUGUUUAAUUGUUUGUCUUGUGCAUAAGAAAUAAAUGUUCGCUGACUUGA
Molecule: messenger RNA, 3727 nt
Organism: Rhincodon typus (whale shark)
Lineage: Eukaryota; Metazoa; Chordata; Chondrichthyes; Orectolobiformes; Rhincodontidae
Gene: obi1
Product: ORC ubiquitin ligase 1
Exons: 6
Coding region: 93-2276 (727 amino acids)
Biological process (GO): regulation of DNA replication; protein monoubiquitination
Molecular function (GO): metal ion binding; ubiquitin-protein transferase activity
Source: RefSeq, a predicted model, not a curated record